Messenger RNA from Menidia menidia (Atlantic silverside), 5396 nucleotides. NCBI's taxonomy places the organism in Eukaryota, Metazoa, Chordata, Actinopteri, Atheriniformes, Atherinopsidae. The record is from the annotation of a GenBank genome assembly.
AUGCUGUUUUCAGGAAAAGACCGGGAAAAGGCCACACCGCGUAGAGUCGGACAAUCGAAUGGCUUCCCACCGGUCACUACAUCAUGUCAAACAACCACCAACUGUGAGCCGCCUCCCACUCCCCAGCUGCCAUUAAAGCAUGUAGAUACGCCGGGAUCUGCGAGGUCCUGCAGAAGUGUGGAGAUCAGGCAAAAGCAGUCCCGGAGCCACAGCGUGGUGCAGGUCAUGGAGGACGGCUAUGAGGUGGACCUGGUCUACAUCACGGAGAGGAUCAUCUCCCUCUCGUUCCCCGCUGGCGCCGACGAACGCAGCUACGCCUCCAACCUCAAGGAGGUGGCGACCAUGCUGCGGUCCAAGCACGGCGAGCACUACCUGGUGCUCAACCUGAGCGAGUGGAGGGGCGAUUUAUCCAAGCUGAACCACAAGGUUCUGGAGUUCGGUUGGCCGGAUCACCACGCGCCAGCUCUGGACAAGAUCUGCAGCAUGUGCAAGGCUAUCGAUAUGUGGCUCAGCGGGGACCCCCAUAACGUGGUGGUGCUGCACAACAAGGGGAACCGAGGUCGAACGGGAGUGGUGGUGGCUGCCUACAUGCACUACAGCAACAUAUCUGCAAGUGCUGACCAGGCACUGGACAGGUUUGCCAUGAGGCGUUUCUAUGAAGACAAAGCCCUUCCUGUGGGUCAGCCCUCACAGAGAAGGUAUGUGCAAUAUUUUAACGGCCUCCUGUCCGGACACAUAAAGAUCAACAACAAGCCUCUGUUUCUGCAUCACGUCAUCAUGCACGGGAUCCCCAACUUUGAAUCCAAAGGAGGCUGCCGCCCCUUCCUGAAGAUCUACCAGGCAAUGCAGCCAGUCUACACGUCAGGAAUAUACAACGUGCAAGGAGACAGCAACACCAGCAUCUGUAUCACCAUCGAACCCGGACUCCUUCUGAAGGGAGACAUUUUGCUGAAGUGUUACCACAAGAGGUACAGGAACCCGACCAGAGACGUGAUCUUCAGGGUCCAGUUCCACACUUGCGCCAUCCAUGACCUCGGGGUGGUCUUUGGGAAGAGCGAGCUCGACGAGACCUUCAAAGACGAUAGGUUUCCGGAAUACGGGAAGGUGGAAUUCGUUUUCUCGUUUGCAGCAGAAAAAAUCAAAGGCCUGGGCCACCUCGAAAACGGGCCGAGCGUCUCUGUGGACUACAGUACCCAAGACCCGCUGAUUCGCUGGGAUUCCUACGAGAAUUUUAACCCACGUGGCGAGGAUGCGACCGACGGCGAGCACAAUGUUGUUCAUACUGAAGGUCCUCUUGAUGGAAGUCUUUAUGCCCGGGUCCGCAAGAAAGACUCCCUGGAGGGAGUUAUCAGCAUCAACGGUCUCCCAGUCCGUGAAAACCCUUUGACAAAUGCAGAGAGCUCGUUGCAACAGGUCAACCAUCCCCUACAGACCACCGAGCAGACCCUUCCCGUGACCGGCCACACCGCCCUGCCCGCUGUGGACCACACCCUCUCUGUGAGCAGUGAUUCUGGCAACUCCACCGCGUCCAUCAAGACCGAUCGCACUGACCAGUCUUUGCACAGCGCUGUAAGCCACAACCAUCCGACGACAGCUCACCCAACACUGAGCCCACAGGAGAAACGGGAACUGGACCAACUUCUGAGCGGCCUCGAAGCGCCAAUCCAACGGCAAGCCUACCUGUCUACAUCUACCAGCCCGGGAGGGGGGGUACGGCACUUAGUUCCUGCACAGGUGCAUGUCAACGGAGGCCACACCAGGUUGGCCGGAGCACCUUCAACCGAGGAGCGUGAGACCGAUAUCCUUGACGACGAGCUGCCCAAUAGCCAAGAAGGUAACAGUGUGGACAGUUUGGGUACACUCUCUUCCUUAGAGGGUCAAGCCACGCCAGGUGACCUCUACUUCCAAUCGCAAACGCCUGUAAGUGUGCAAAACGACGGGCCAUACCUUGAGAGGAACGUACUUGGGGAAAAACUGACCGAGAUGCCCGUCCAUGGAGUAAGAACUCCCACGGCGAUCCAAGAGAGAUCUGUGGACUCGCCAUCGCCUCAGGGGGGAUACAGUAACUAUCAAAACGGAGGAGGGAUGUACCAUCCACAGUCCUUCGGGAAUCCAUCCGCCAAUUGCCCGGAGAGCAACCCAAAACUAAUGCCCAGGGCCCCUGAGAGGAGCACCAGUAGCCGGGAAGCUGUUCAGAGAGGCCUCAGCGCCUGGCAUCAAUAUAGUCUUCCAGAUGAUCCGUUUGGCCCUCCUCUCCAGUCAACACACAGUCUGCCCCAUUUUCCAACCGCGGCCUCACAGCGAGAUAUCGAGCAAUCCAUCGAGGCCCUUAACAUGCUCAUACUUGAUCUGGACCCGAUCAACUCCCACAUGUCCAAAUCUCACAGUGCUCCACCCGGCGAGAACAGCCUCAAUUCAUCCCAGGCACCCUUCUCCCAGACCCUGGCCAGGCCGUCGUACCAAGGGGAUUCAGCCAUCCACGGCUACAACAACUCUGGCUCUGUCAACAACGCCUAUCACCAGCCCUUACGAUCAGCCGGGAGGGUGCUAAACCAGAGUCCAGUUGUGGAGUCUCCCACAUACUCUCCCCAAAAGCCGAACUCUGGCUACCAAUAUCAAAACACCACCCCAACACACACCCCGGAGCCCAACCUUCACACGCGUCAGGCACCCCACCACUACAACACCGAUCCCUCCUUCAACCAGCAGACCCAGCAAAAGAUCAUGAACUCGUACGCGGGCAGUGGAGUCUCACACUCCCCGGACCUGCAGGGUUCCUCACCGUACCCGGCCUACAGCACCUCCUCUUCUCCCCUCCCUGCCUUCACCCCUCUCCCCAAGGAGACGUCUUCUUCACCACUGCCCAGAGAACAAGGUGCAGAGGAGGAGACGUUAAACCUGGAAGGUCUCGUUGCCCACCGUAUUGCUGAGUACAACGCUCGUAUUCGGGGCAUCAGUGAAAGCAUUACACCACAACAAUCUGACCGCCAUCGCUCCUAUUCCUUCUCUGGAGUUCGCUCGAGAGGGAUGACACCAGAGGUGACGCAGGAGACGGGCCGGCGCCGGACCACCAGCGAGGGCCAGUACCAGAGCAGCCACGAAAGCACAUCCGCUGCACAUUCGCCGGACUUUGCCAACAAUCUGGCCCUCAACCCUGGAGGAAGACCCAAAGAGGGUCCCAUGCACAGCUACCGGGAGGCAUUUGAGGACAAUGAUGCUGGCCAGUUUGCCAACAGCCCCACCUUUGGAGGCGGUGGUGAGAAUUCCCCCUUGACCCCCAGCUUCCCCGUGUCACCACAGAGUCCUUACUUCAACAUGCCCCGAGCUACUCCGGGUUUGGCGAAGACUCCUCUGUCGGCGCUGGGGUUGAAGCCUCAUCAACAAGGCGGAUCAGAUAACCGGAGUUCAGGCGAGCCCAGGGCACAUGCGUUCAGCGUUCCCCAAACCUCCAGCAGCCCCGUCCACGCUGUUGACGGAAGAAGGAUGGGCUCCUCAGAAGGCCCCCCUCACAGACCCGCCUCCCCCGAGGGCUCCCAGGUCAACAUCAUGGGCGUCCACACCGUGCCCGGCAGCCCCAACACCCUCCACCGCACGGUGGCCACCAACACGCCGCCCAGCCCUGCCCUCCAGCGACGCCUGGGCAGCCAGGGCAGCCCGUCCCCAGGCCGCCACCCGCCCCCCGCCGCCGGCGCGCCCCCCAGCCCCCUGGCGGGCCGCAGCCCCAAAGCGGCGGUCGGCGGAGGCGGGGUCCCGCCCAGCCCGCUGACCGGGCGGCGCGCGGCGGGUGGCGCCCGCGGCGGCACACCGGAUGUGAUGGGCGCCGCCUCCCGCCAGGGCAGCGCCCAGCCGCCGCCCACGCCCACCUUCCCCAUCUCCCCGCAGCCGCCCGAGAAGAGGCACAUGUCCAGCGGGGACGCCGAGAGGGCGGGCGGCGGCGCCGACCCGACGCCUGCGCUGCCCGCCGGCGGGGGCAGCACGCCCAACCUGUCCGGCGCGCACCCCCUCCCCGACGUCCCCAAGUCCAUAUACGACGGUUAUCCUGACAUCAAGAUGAAUGUUAAGUUUGUUCAGGACACCUCAAGGUUCUGGUACAAGCCGGACAUCUCCAGAGAGCAAGCCAUCAAUCUGUUAAAGGACAGAGAACCCGGAGCUUUUAUCAUCAGAGACAGCCAUUCUUUCCGCGGAGCCUACGGGCUUGCAAUGAAAGUCGCCUGCCCCCCGCCGACUGUCCAGCAGAACAAAAAAGUUGCCGACAUGACAAACGAGCUCGUGCGGCACUUCCUGAUUGAGACGAGCCCAAAAGGCGUCCGUCUGAAGGGCUGCCCAAACGAGCCCUACUUUGGAUGCCUCUCCGCGCUGGUCUACCAACACUCCAUGACCCCUCUGGCCCUGCCCUGCAAGCUCAUGAUCCCCACCAAAGACCCAAAUGAAGAGGCGCUAGAACUCGCCACACCGACGGACCCGGUUGUUGAACUCCUUAAACAGGGAGCAGUUCAGAAGGCCCCAGAGGAAGCCCACGCGUGCAACGUGCUCUACAUCAACUCGGUGGACAUGGAAUCCCUCACGGGGCCUCAGGCCGUCGCCAAGGCGAUCAGCCAGACGCUGGCGGCCGACCCCCUCCCCGCCGCCACCACCGUCCACUUCAAAGCGUCCACGCAGGGCAUCACGCUCACCGACAGCCAGAGGAAGAUUUUCUUCAGGCGACAUUACCCCAUCAACACGGUAACCUACUGUGACCUGGACCCCCAGGACAGAAAUCUCUUCGGAUUCGUCGCACGGAAACAAGGAAGCACAACUGACAACGUCAGCCACCUGUUCGCCGAGCUGGACCAGGACCAGCCCGCCUCCGCCAUCGUCAGCUUCGUCUCCAAAAUGAUGAGGCGGUGAACCCCCUCGAACCGCGAUUGGCGGCGGCCGAUUUUUUUCGCAAGCGUGUCCAUGUCCACGUCUUUAAUUUUUUUUCGUCCGGGGACUCGACGACGUUCUUUUCCCCCUCUCUCCUGUUUCCUCUCGGUUUGGUUUAGUUUGUGACACCCCUCUCUCCUCCCUCUGUCUCGCCGUUUUUUUAUUUUUUAUUUUACGGACUCGUCUUUACUCGAAGGCUUUGGCGUGGAUCCAUAUUGGAGCUAGAGGACGUGUGGUGUGGAGCCGUGCACGUGGCAUUUUAGGAGGCCGUCGUAGGGGCGAGCUCUGCUCCCAGAAAAAUGGCGGACGGCCUAAAGGAACGACGCUAAGUUCAGUCGGGGGGGGAAACGCGAAAGGACUCGUAGGUGUCAGGGGCUCUCUGUUGGUUACGUUGACUGACUUACCAAAGGUAGUUGCAAUACGAGUGCAAAGAAGGAUGUAGCUAUUAAGCCAUUAUCAUUUCCUCUUUUCAGAAGAUGAAUUGUUAAACA